UUGAUUUGUUUAAGGUCGCGUGGUUUCGGUUGCCUACGAAGGAAUUAAGUUUCUGUGUAAAACAGACCGUCAUGGCGGGAGAGAUGAACGACGAAGUGGAAUUGGACUUUAAAACGGCGACAGGACUUGUUUUAUUUUGUUUUACGCUGAGCUGCCUUUUUUCAACGACUUCAGGCAGCACGCUGUUGAUAAUCCCCAUCAAGGAUGGAGAGGAGAUCAGGCAGUCUGACCCUGGACACUUCUGCUACAGCAACGAGCUGGUACCGGGCUGGAAGGAGACCUGGACCAGAAUCCAGAUCCAAGUGCGUAGCUCUCAGAAGUUUAAGGUGACAGUGGUGGAAGAUGAGGAGAAGUUGAAGGAGCUGGAGCAGUUUAACUUCUGGACCCUGUUUCAAUAUUUCGUCAAAGAAAGAUCCAAUGAGACGACCAUCAGCGUGAACCUCUUCAGCAGCAAGACCUGCUUCAAAGUGGAUCCCUCUGACAAAACCACCAGCUACACCAUCUCGCUCACUCGCAGGUUUGAUCCCUACCUGUUCCUGGUUUUCCUGGCUGGCUUGUUGCUGUUUUUCUUUGCAGACGAACUCAGCAGGAGUCCAGCUUUCUUCUACUCUGCUGGUAUCAGUACAGGAAUGAUUGCAUCACUUAUCAUCCUGGUUUUCAUUGUAGCCAGGUUCCUCCCCAAGAAAAGUCCCUUCUUUGUGCUGCUGGUGGGAGGCUGGUCCUUCUCUCUGUAUCUCAUCCAGCUGGUGUUCAGGAAUCUGCAGCACCUCAUCAAGCAGCACUGGCAGUACGUCACAGGCUACGUGAUGCUGGUGGGCUUCCUGAGCUUUGCUGUGUGCUACAGGCACGGCCCCCUGGUGGAGGAGCGCAGUAUUAACCUGCUGUCCUGGGUGCUGCAGUUGCUUGGUCUCCUGCUGCUCUACGCAGGGAUCCAGGUCCAGCAGGUGGCAGUGGCGCUCAUCAUCGCUGCAGUGUGCGCCAAGAACCUGGAGUACCCUGUCCGACUGGGCCUUGCAGUGCACGGGAAGCUGCAGCGCUGGACAGCCAAGCCCGAGCCCCCUCGAUUUCUAACUGAAGAGGAGUAUCGGAAGCAGGGAGAGGUGGAGACACAGCGUGCCCUGGAGGAACUCCGAGAGUACUGCAGCAGCCCUGACUUCAGUGCCUGGAGAACUAUCUCUAGGAUUGGGUCGCCCAGAAGGUUUGCUGAGUUCGUGGAGGGUGGAUCUCACCUGAUCCCCAGCGAGGUGUCGGUUCACGAGCAGGAGUACGGACUGGGGGGAUCCUUCUUCGAGGAGGAGUUCUUUGAAAACGAGGAGGAAGAAGAGAUGUUAACCUUGCACAGAAAUCACAACUCGGUGUGAAAAACACCAAGACUAAACUCCGCCUGGGACAAAAUAACCUUAAUCCAUACUGCUGGCCCACAAGAGGGGGAUGUAUCACUCUCCAGGGUAAACUGAACUCCUGUUGCCUUCGGAUUCUGUGCCGAGAGCUACAUUGACAGUCUGAGUUAAGGUGGAGAUGCUGAUUUACACUACUUAACCUCCUGGCCUGUGGUGGUGGUUGACAUUUGUCCUUUUGAAUUAUUUUAAAAGGUAAAAGAGAACACUGCUCUGAGUUUUUCUGCUUCAACAGGGAGUGGUACAAAUUGUUGACAAGCAGUCUUUGAACAGUUAAUACUGAAGAUAACUGAAACAAGAGCUUUUGUAUUGAAAGGAUAAAGUAAUUGUUGCUAAGAGAACUGGUUCCAUACAUGUUCUCCACCAUGCACACCCAUUUCCAAUAUACAUCUCCUGAUGAGCACUUCUGCAAGAAACACAUUGUAGCAAACAUGUAUCUUCAUUUAAAAACAUACCUGGUACAACACUUGGUUGAAGAGAUCUCAUUUGCAAGUUUCAAUUGGCCAAAAUAUCCAACAGUUCAGCCUAGUUUUCUCAAUAGAAUUGUGUUUCUUCUCUUGGUGAAAAUAUUAACUUGGCGUAUCUGGGGGCAAGACUCCACUGAAGGAAAGUCUAGUUCUGUUCCCCACACCAUUUUGAGAAAGCCGUUCAAGUUUUUCUGUAAGUGCUUGGAGACCAGUGCACUGUAAUUCUGCCUAAUGUUCAUUGUAGAAUUUCAAAUGAACGUUUUGCCUUAAGUUUUGUAUGGCCACCGACAACCAUUUUAUAUUAAACACAAUGUAAACAUGCCUAAACAGCUACCUUCCUUACUUCAGACGUUUCCAAAUGCAUGCAGAAGCUUUACAGCCCAAUACUGUUUCAUAAAUUGUCUUGAAGACCAAUGCUUCACAUUUCUGUGUAGCUAAGGGGAUAGAUAGCAACUUUAAAAAUCCAGUAUAGUCCUCUGUUUUGAUUUCUACAAGCAGUAUUUUAAAAAGGAAGAUAGGUGAUUAAGUCCAUUUAGAGGUUUCGUCCAGUGAUUACCUUCUGGUCCAGCUCUUAUUUCUUGUUUGUACUUUUUCUCCCCAUUGUUUUUAGUAUGAUCACAAUUGCAUUUUAAAUUUGUAUCGCUUUCCAUGUUGAGAUGAAAGCAGUGAUAAUCAAGGCUUUGUCUUGGCAAUUGUUUGUCACAAUGUUCUGUUUUAUGCUUAAAUUGGAGACAUGUCAUUUCUUACAGCCCCAUAUGGUAGAUUUAAAAUCUUAGAAAUACUGGGGGG
Messenger RNA from Acipenser ruthenus (sterlet), 2653 nucleotides. Its product is annotated as nuclear envelope integral membrane protein 1. Bases 72 to 1361 code for a protein of 429 amino acids. Gene Ontology annotation, cellular component: nuclear envelope. The transcript is spliced from 9 exons. Lineage: Eukaryota; Metazoa; Chordata; Actinopteri; Acipenseriformes; Acipenseridae. The record is from RefSeq and is a predicted model, not a curated record.